Messenger RNA from Pestalotiopsis fici W106-1, 2862 nucleotides. RefSeq lists its product as uncharacterized. Gene Ontology annotation, molecular function: mismatched DNA binding; ATP binding; ATP-dependent DNA damage sensor activity. The record is from RefSeq and is a predicted model, not a curated record. Gene Ontology annotation, biological process: reciprocal meiotic recombination; mismatch repair. The coding region runs from base 1 to 2862 and encodes 953 amino acids. Gene Ontology annotation, cellular component: nucleus. NCBI's taxonomy places the organism in Eukaryota, Fungi, Ascomycota, Sordariomycetes, Amphisphaeriales, Sporocadaceae. The transcript is spliced from 7 exons.
AUGUCUGGAUUUCCCUCUGGUUCUUCUUGUCCCUCAGCAGAGGCGGCAUCUGCCCGUAGCUCACCGUACCCAUCAACACCAAAUAUACCGCUUUCACAAGAGUCGCCCAUCAUCGCGCAGAGUCGUCGCGUUGCAUCCGCAGCUCUUUUCCGCGAACGACUGAACACACUGUCAGGAACAAUGCAAAGUCGUACUUCGGCUGGCACACCUCACCCAUCAGUCUCGCAUGCUCGAUCCAGGUCAUCACUAAGUCAGCGCUCAUACAGGUCUUCUGGAAAACGGUCCGUGGUUAGCUCCUCGUACCCGUUUUCUCAGCGUGGAAGUGCAAGUACUGCUUCAGGACGCAAGUCUCGCGCAACUUCGUCUAUAUGGGGUUCAGAUGGUCACCAAGUCAUUUGCGCCGUGAGUGAAGCUCGCGGUGUUUCACCCUCAGUUGGACUUGCUUUUAUCAAUGUCACCACCAACGAAGCAAUCCUCAGUCAGAUUUGCGAUUCUCAGUUUUACGUCAAGACGAUUCACAAAAUCAGCAUGUAUGACCCAGACACUAUUCUAAUGGCCAGUACCGCCUUCCCGCCAAAUGUCAAAUCCACUCUCUUGUCCAUGAUCGAGGAAGAAUUUCAUGCAACAAUCGUGGAGUCUUUGGAUCGCAAGUAUUGGUCUGAAACGGCUGGGAUGGACGCAAUGCAUAACCUCGUCUUUCGCGAAGAUCUCGAGUCAAUUCAAAUCGCCAUGCAGGGGAAUUUCUAUGCAACAUGCGCGUUCGCCGCAGCAGUCAGGUACUUGGAGGCAGCUUGCCAUCUGAAAAUAAUGGCUCAUUCACUCAGGCUCCGCUAUCAGCCCUCGGAAAACUCCAUGAUGAUAGACAUUUCGACCAUCCAUUCUCUUGAGCUGAUCCAGAACAUACAGGAUGCAAAAUCAAAACACUGCCUAUUUGGCUUGUUGAAUCAGACUUCAACCCCAAUGGGAGCCAGAAUGCUUCGCAGUAAUGUUCUUCAGCCCUCCACCCAGAUUCAACAGACGCUCAAGCCUCGCUACGAUGCCCUAGACGAACUGACUAUCAAGGAGGACAUGUUCUUUGGAAUCAGGUCUGGCAAGUUUUUUCCUCUCGAAACUUUCGCCGCGUUCAAUCUAAUUAGCAGAGGUAGCCAUCAAAGACUGGUGAUUGUACCAGAGCAUGGCUCGAUAUACGAGUCUGAGAUGGCAAUCAACCAUGUAUUGAUGAUCAAAUCAUUCGUCGUAGCGAUACUCCCCUUGUACGAGGCUCUGAGCUGCGCACAGUCGGAAUUGCUCCAAAGGAUCCGGGAUGUAUGCCAACCAGAGGUUAUAGCACCUAUUCGAGAACUCAUUUCAGCCACGAUCAAUGAAGACGUUUCAUACGUCAAGACUCCGAUCGAUCUACGCAACCAACGUACAUAUGCUGUCAAGUCGGGUGUUCAUGGUCUGCUUGAUGUCGCUCGGCAGACGUACAAGGAGGGAGUAGAUGAUGUCUUUGAACACGUUGAAAAAGUCAAAGCUGAGAAUGAGCUUUCCUUCGAUAUCAAAUACGAUGACAACAGAAAGCAUUAUAUACGCGUCAAGGACUGUGAGCUUGAAGGUAGAGACAUACCUGAUCUUUUGAUUAAUCGGGUGCGAAGAGGUGGUUACUUGGAGUGCCAGACACUUUGUCUUGUCCAGCUUAACAAUCGCAUCACCGACUCUCACAACGAAACUGUCAUGCUGAGCGACAAAGUAAUACGAGAGUUGUUGGAUGCCAUCCGGGGGCACGUCGCCAACCUGUUCCGUGCCUGUGAGGGCAUCGCACUCCUCGAUAUGCUUGCCGCAUUCGGACAAGCUAUUACAACCAGAGAUUACAUCAGACCAGAAUUCGGGGACACACUGGCCUUGAAAGCGGCUCGACAUCCUAUCAUUGAAAUGAUGUUGCAAGGAAAGUUCGUGCCCAAUGAUGUAUACGCGAGCGAGGAUCGCCGCUUCCAAAUCAUUACGGGAUGUAACAUGAGCGGCAAAAGCACAUACAUUAGAAUGAUUGCACUCCUGCAAAUCAUGGCACAGAUCGGUUGUUUCGUCCCCGCCGAGUAUGCUCAUUUCACUAUCGUCGAGCAUCUCUUUGUGCGUAUGUCUACGGAUGACUGUAUUGAGGCAAAUCUCUCAACUUUUUCUACUGAAAUGAGAGAAAUGGCUUUCAUCCUAGGCAACAUCAAUGGCAAAGCUCUAGCUGUUAUUGACGAGCUUGGACGCGGAACUAGUACAAGAGAUGGACUUGCUAUUGCACUGGCGAUAUCAGAGGCCUUGAUACAGAGCAAGUCCAUGAUAUGGUUUGCAACACAUUUCCAUCAAUUGGCCAAAGUUCUCGGCAGUCGUCCAGGGGUUCUGAAUCUACACCUUGGCACGGAUAUUUCACCGACCGAACUGGCAGAGACCCCAAAGAUGACCAUGCUGUACAAAGUUGACUCAGGGCCACUCAAUGAGGUACAUUACGGGCUUCAUCUUGCAAAGGUUGUGGGAUUUCCCGAUUCAUUUCUCCAUAUUGCCGAGACCACGUCCCACAAGCUCAGGCGACAAAUCGAGCGGAAAAGGGACAACUCCCAGUUCCAAAAGCUGAAACGUCGAAGAAAUCUGAUCCUACAGUUGCAUGAAAUGCUAAAGCAAAUGGAGGAAGGAGACAUGGAUGAUGCAGCUUUAGGAAGCUAUCUAAUCAAGUUGCAGAAUGAGUUUGCUGAAAGAAUGGAUGACAUUGAGAGCAGGAGUUACGGGACUGUGGUGGAUGAUGACGACGACGAGGAAGAGUCCGAAAGGGACUCCGCUGCAGGGCGCUCUAUUGAUGGGAUCCUAACCGAGCAGGAAUUCAUGUUGGAGACUGAAUGA